CACCAUAAAUAGUGCCGGGCACAGGACCCUCAGUCCCUCCUCGGUGGCUGUGCCUGCUCUGCACCUGCUGUGACUUCGCUCAAGAUGCCCGAGCCAGCGAGGAAGCCAGUCUCGGCCUUCAGCAAGAAGCCGCGGUCAGCAGAGGUGGCUGAGGGCAGCCCGGCCAUCUUCGAGGCAGAGACUGAGCGCCCCGGGGUGAAGGUGCGUUGGCAGCGGGAUGGCAGUGACAUCAGCGCCAGUGACAAGUACGGCCUGGCUUGUGAGGGCCGGCGGCACACGCUGACGGUGCGGGACGUGGGCCCCACCGACCAGGGCUCCUAUGCGGUCAUCGCGGGCUCCUCCAAGGUCAAGUUUGACCUCAAGGUCACAGAGGCAGAGAAGGCAGAGGAGACCCCUGCUCCUGCCCCUGCUGAGGCCCCUGGAGCCCCAGCUGCACCUUCCGAGCCAGAAGGCGGCGCCCCAGGCCCUGAAAGGGAGCAGGCUGGGCAGGCUGGGCUGGGUCAGGCACCCCCAGGCCCAAGCCCGGCCGCCCCCGAUGACCCCAUCGGGCUCUUCCUGACGCGGCCGCAGGACGGCGAGGUGACAGUGGGUGGCAGCAUCACCUUCUCAGCCCGCGUGGCUGGGGCCAGCCUGCUGAAGCCGCCCACCGUCAAGUGGUUCAAGGGCAAGUGGGUGGACCUGAGCAGUAAGGCGGGUCAGCACCUGCAGCUCCGAGACAGCUACGACCGGGCCAGCAAGGUCUACCUGUUUGAGCUGAUCAUCACUGACGCACAGGUGUCCUCCGCUGGUGGCCACCGCUGUGAGGUGUCCACCAAGGACAAAUUUGACAGCUGCAACUUCAACCUGACUGUCCACGAGGCCGUCGGGCCUGGGGACCUGGACCUCCGAUCUGCUUUCCGCCGCACGAGCGUGGCCGGAGGAUCUCGGCGUACCAGCGACAGCCAUGAGGACGCGGGGACGCUGGACUUCAGCUCGCUGCUGAAGAAGAGAGACAGUUUCCGGACCCCGCGGGACUCCAAGCUGGAGGCGCCGGCCGAGGAGGACGUGUGGGAGAUGCUGCGGCAGGCGCCGCCGUCCGAGUACGAGCGCAUCGCCUUCCAGCACGGCAUCACCGACCUGCGCGGCAUGCUCAAGCGGCUGCGCGGGCUGAGGCGGGACGACCGCAAGAGCACAGCCUUUCAGAGCAAGCUGGAGCCGGCCUACCAGGUGAGCAAGGGCCACAAGGUCCGGCUGAGCGUGGAGCUGGCCGACCCGGACGCCGAGGUCAAGUGGCUCAAGAACGGCCAGGAGAUCCAGAUGAGCGGCAGCAAGUACAUCUUUGAGUCAGUGGGCACCAAGCGCACCCUGACCAUCAGCCAGUGCUCGCUGGCCGACGACGCGGCCUACCAGUGCGUGGUGGGUGGCGAGAAGUGCAGCACCGAGCUCUUCGUCAAAGAGCCCCCUGUGCUGGUCACGCGCGGCCUGGAAGACCAGCUGGUGAUGGUGGGACAGCGCGUGGAGUUCGAGUGCGAGGUGUCGGAGGAGGGGGCACAGGUGAAAUGGCUGAAGGACGGUGUGGAGCUGACCCGGGAGGAGACCUUCAAGUACCGCUUCAAGAAGGACGGGCGGCGGCACCACCUGAUCGUCAACGAGGCGACGCUGGAGGACGCGGGGCACUACGCGCUGCGCACCAGCGGGGGCCAGACGCUGGCGGAGCUCAUUGUGCAGGAGAAGAAGCUGGAGGUGUACCAGAGCAUCGCCGACCUGGCGGUGGGCGCCAGGGACCAGGCCGUGUUCAAGUGCGAGGUCUCCGACGAGAACGUGCGCGGCGUGUGGCUGAGGAACGGCACGGAGCUGGUGCCCGACAGCCGCAUACAGGUGUCCCACAUCGGCCGGGUCCACAAGCUGAUCAUCAACGACGUCACACCGGCCGACGAGGCCGACUACAGCUUCGUGCCCGAGGGCUUCGCCUGCAACCUGUCGGCCAAGCUGCACUUCAUGGAGGUCAAGAUCGACUUCGUGCCCAGACAGGAGCCCCCCAAGAUCCACCUGGACUGCCCGGGCCGCACACCAGACACCAUCGUGGUGGUGGCAGGGAACAAGCUGCGGCUGGACGUCCCCAUCUCCGGGGACCCCGCGCCCACCGUGAUCUGGCAGAAGAGCCUCCCGCAGGGGAAGAAGGCCGCGGCCGCACCAGCCCCCGGUGCCCCGGAGGACCCAGGUGCCGGCGACAGCGAGGAGUGGGUGUUUGAGAAGAAGCUGCUGUGUGAGACCGAGGGCCGGGUCCGUGUGGAGACCACCAAAGACCGCAGCGUCUUCACUGUGGAGGGGGCAGAGAGGGAAGACGAGGGCGUCUACACCGUCACGGUGAAGAACCCUGUGGGCGAGGACCAGGUCAACCUCACAGUCAAGGUCAUCGAUGUGCCCGACGCCCCCGAGGCCCCCGAGAUCAGCAACGUGGGCGAGGACUCCUGCACCGCGCAGUGGGCGCCGCCGGCCUUCGACGGCGGGCGGCCGGUGCUGGGCUACAUCGUGGAGCGCAAGAAGAAGAGGAGCUUCCGCUGGAUGCGCCUCAACUUCGACCUGCUGCGAGAGCCGCGGCUGGAGGCGCGGCGCAUGAUCGAGGGCGUGGCCUACGAGAUGCGCGUCUACGCCGUCAACGCGGUGGGCGCGUCCCGGCCGAGCGCCCCCUCGCGGCCCUUCAUGCCCAUCGGGCCCCCCGGCGAGCCCUCCCACCUGGCCGUGGAGGACGUCUCGGACACCACCGUCUCGCUCAAGUGGCGGCCCCCGGAGCGCGUGGGCGCGGGCGGCCUGGACGGCUACAGCGUGGAGUACUGCGCCGAGGGCUGCUCGGAGUGGGUGGCCGCCCUGCAGGGGCUGACGGAGCGCACCUCCCUGCUGGUGAAGGACCUGCCCACGGGCGCCCGGCUGCUCUUCCGCGUGCGCGCGCACAACGUGGCGGGCCCCGGGGCCCCCACCACCACCCAGGAGCUGGUGACAGUGCGGGAGAUACUGCAGCGGCCGCGACUCCAGCUGCCCCGGCACCUGCGCCAGACCAUCCAGCGGAAGGUCGGGGAGCCCGUGAACCUCCUCAUUCCUUUCCAGGGGAAGCCCCGGCCUCAGGUGACCUGGACCAAAGAGGGGCAGCCCCUGCGGGACGAGGACGUGAGCAUGCGCAACAGCCCCUCGGACAGCAUCCUGUUCAUCCGCGCCGCCCGCCGCGCGCACUCGGGCAGCUACCAGGUGACCGUGCGCGUCGAGAGCAUGGAGGACUCGGCCGCGCUGCUGCUGCAGGUCGUGGACAAGCCGAGUGCUCCCCAGGACCUCCGCGUCACGGAAACCUGGGGUUUCAACGUGGCCCUGGAGUGGAAGCCGCCCCAGGACGACGGCAACACCGAGCUCUGGGGCUACUCCGUGCAGAAAGCUGACAAGAAGACCAUGGAGUGGUUCACCGUGCUGGAGCACUACCGCCGCACCCACUGCGUGGUGCCCGAGCUCGUCAUCGGCAACGGCUACUACUUCCGGGUCUUCAGCCAUAACAUGGUGGGGCCCAGUGACAGAGCCGCCACCACCAAGGAGCCCGUCUUUAUCCCCAGGCCAGGCAUCGCCUACGAGCCACCUAAGUACAAGGCCCUGGACUUCUCCGAGGCCCCAAGCUUCACCCAGCCCCUGGCAAACCGCUCGGUCAUCGCGGGCUACACCACCGUCCUCUGCUGCGCCGUCCGGGGCAGCCCCAAGCCCAAGAUUUCCUGGUUCAAGAACGGCCUGGACCUGGGGGAAGAUGCCCGCUUCCGCAUGUUCAGCAAGCAGGGCGUGCUGACCCUGGAGAUUAGAAAGCCCUGCCCCUUCGACGGGGGCAUCUACGUCUGCAGGGCCACCAACCUGCAGGGCGAGGCGCAGUGUGAGUGCCGCCUGGAGGUGCGAGUGCCGCAGUGACCAGGCUGAUGCCCCGGCUGGCCCAGUGCGUACUUCAGUCCCUGCUCAGCCCCUGGGGUUCCAGGACACCCCGGUUCACUCACAAGGACGCCUGUGUCCCAGGUCCAGGCGGAUGCCAGUCUGCGUUCCCAAAGCCUGGAGGGAACCUGGAGGGGCCUCCUUCCUGCCACCUGAUGCGUGUCCUGGGGUCGGACCUGAGCACAACACGGCACCGCAGGCGGCUGGGGCUCUGCACAGAGGGGCCUGUCACAGCUGCCUGCGUGGGCCUAGGGAUGGGGGAGGGGGGACAGGCUACUCCGGCCACGGAGCUCAGUGUCUGGGGCAAUAAAAGAGCCGUGCACAGAGGACA
This is a messenger RNA of Chinchilla lanigera (long-tailed chinchilla), 4264 nucleotides long. RefSeq names its product myosin binding protein C, cardiac (gene Mybpc3). NCBI's taxonomy places the organism in Eukaryota, Metazoa, Chordata, Mammalia, Rodentia, Chinchillidae. The record is from RefSeq and is a predicted model, not a curated record. The transcript is spliced from 33 exons. Gene Ontology annotation, molecular function: protein binding. Bases 85 to 3915 code for a protein of 1276 amino acids.